This is a messenger RNA of Westerdykella ornata, 1395 nucleotides long. Its product is annotated as HET-domain-containing protein. NCBI's taxonomy places the organism in Eukaryota, Fungi, Ascomycota, Dothideomycetes, Pleosporales, Sporormiaceae. The annotation marks the transcript as partial. The transcript has 2 exons. The record is from RefSeq and is a predicted model, not a curated record.
AUGCGACUACUAACUGCCGAUACAUCUGUUUUGUAUCAUCCUCUUCAUUCCGGGGAAACGUUCCGGGUUUUCGAGCUGUAUCCUGGGAAGGGGGACGAACCACUGCGAGGUGGAUUGCACUAUAGAAAUCUGAAGUGUCCACAGGACUACGAGGCCCUUUCCUAUCUGUGGGGGCAUGCGACAAGCUCGAUCCCAAGGACCAGGAACAGGCCCAUAAUUCAGUGCAACGGUAGAGACAUGAUUGUCACGCCAAAUUUAACGCAAGCUCUCUGCGAUCUUCGACACGAAGUCAAACCCCUUUUCUACUUUAUUGAUGCGAUCUGCAUAAACCAGGAAGAUCAGACGGAGCGUGGCCAUCAAGUCGCACUGAUGGGCUCCGUGUAUUCGAACGCACGUAGAGUAGUUAUUUGGAUCUGUCAAAGCGCAGAUUGGGAUGCUCGGCAUGUUUUACCAGCCCAUCCUCCUGCACUCUUUACAAACAUACGCGCACGGCGCGGUUUCGGCGCGAUUUGUCAAAUCGUUAAUCGCUGGCUAGCGACCACAAAACAGAAUCGGAAGGCUAGCUACGCCUAUGGUCGUCCUGGGUCCCCCGACCUUUGGUUAUACUGUGAGGACUUCGACGACGAAGAAUCUCUGACCCGUAUUGCACCCUUCAUGCCUCAGCUUUGGUGGUCAAUAGCCGAUAUAUUCCAAGCACCUUGGUUCUGGCGCAUAUGGGUCGUCCAAGAAGUCGUACUUGCCAAAGAUGCCGUGGUGAGAUGGGGCGACGCGCAGAUCGACUGGCGCUGGUUGGGCACGGCUGCAGCACUGCUUCGCACCAAUUAUCGAGAUGUCUGCGGCGCGCUGAGUAUGGGAGGGGUCUACAACGCCUAUUUAUCAUAUCGAAUGUCACCUACCAUGAGCGAGCUACCACCUCCGAAGCUUUGUUUCCUGGACCUCAUGCGGUUGACGCGCCAGCUAGAUUGCACGGAUCAUCGAGAUAGAGCGUAUGGACUUUUAAGCAUCGCCACAAGCGAUAACGUUCCAGGAUCCGACAAUUUGUUUUUAAAGCCAGACUAUAGUAUAUCUUCCUUCGAGUUAUGGAGACGAAUCGCUUGGAAGGCCAUAACCGCGACGAAAACCCUGUCAAUUUUGUCAAGCGUCCAGUACACUGCAGCUAUUCCUGGCUACGAGAGCGAGCGUCAGGUCACUGGAAGCUUUGGACCUCUGUCUGGGUUGGGAGAACGACCUGAAUCGAUGCCUUCCUGGAUUCCGAAUUGGGAGAAGGUACUUCGGGCCACCCUAGCUCCUUGGGAUCAAGAUGAUUCUUUCGCUGCAGCAAAAGACUUUCCGCUGGAUCUGACUGAAUGGACAGAUACAUGCCCGGAUGUCCUCACUGUCAGUGAAAUCAUGAUC